GUGUGUGUGUGUGUGCAUUCAUUGCCCGGCUUCUGUGCGGCUGUUGCGAAGUUCACACUUCAUUACAUUGGUCAACACAGGUGGCCCAAACAACAAAAGCGAUCAUGGACAGCCCAAACGUGAACAGCAUGCCUCCGAUGCCACCUUUGAUGAUGCCGCCGGCACCGCCGUUCGGGCUAGCACCACCGCCGAUGCCGCCGGGCUUCCUGCCCCGACCCCCAAUGGAUGGGGCAGGCCCCAUGCUGUUGCCCCCUGGCAUGCCUAUGCCACCACACUACCCGCCGGCCUACCCGCUCUACCCGGCAAUGCCACCUCAGGUUCCUCCUCCUCCAGCAGCUCCGGCAGUCCCACCAGCAGUCCUGCCUGCUGCGACGUCAUCCCCAUCACAAGCAACCUCCUCUCCAAAACCUGAUGCACCUGCAGCAGCUUCCACACCGCCAGCAACACCAUCUGCGCCUGCUGAUAAUGCUGCACCAACACCUAGCAACCAACAAGCACCAAAGAGCAGCAGUUGGACAGAGCACAAGGCUCCCGACGGCCGCACUUACUUCUACAACCACGCCACUAAACAGUCCAGUUGGGAGAAGCCCGAUGAACUGAAGACGCACACCGAGUUGCUGCUGUCUCAGUGCCCCUGGAAAGAGUACAAGUCGGACACUGGGCGGACAUACUUCCACAAUGUCAUUACGAAGGAGUCACGGUGGACCAUUCCUAAGGAGCUCGAAGAGCUUAAAGCCACAAUUGCAGCCCAGGGAGAAACGAGCAAGGAGGAAGACUCUGUGGCCGACAUCCAGCUGCCAAGCAGCGCACCAGAAGAGCCUGCGGCCGGCGCGCCUGGACAGCCGCAGCAGCCUCAGCAGGCAUCGGCGCAAGCACAACCACCGCAGCAGCCACAGCAGCCACAGCAGCAGCAACCACAACAGCCGCAACAACUGCAACCUCCACAGCAGCAGCAGGGUGGUGAAGAAGAAGACAAGUCGAGUGAUGAGGAGGAGAACAAGGAUCGACCUAUCGAGUUCAAGGACAAGAAAGAGGCCAUCGAAGCCUUCAAGGAGCUGCUCAGGGAGAAGGAGGUGCCGAGCAAUGCCAGCUGGGAACAAGCGCUCAAGCUCAUCGCCAAUGACCCCCGUUACGGGACACUGCGCAAGCUUAAUGAGAAGAAGCAGGCCUUCAACUCGUACAAGGUGCAGAAGGGCAAAGAAGAAAAGGAGGAACAGCGGCUGCGAGCCAAGAAGGCCAAGGAAGAACUGGAAGAAUUCCUGCAGAAUAACGAAAAGAUGAGCUCGAACACGCGAUACCGGAAAGCAGACCAGAUGUUUAGUAAUGUCGAUGUGUGGAAGGCGGUGCCUGAGCGAGAACGCAAGGAGCUCUUUGACGACGUCCUCUUCUUUCUUGCCAAAAAGGAAAAGGAAGAGUCCAAGACGCUGCGCAAACGCAACAUGCAAGUGUUGGGCGACAUCCUUGACUCGAUGACGAGCAUCAUGCACAGUACCACAUGGCAGGAGGCCCAACACCUGCUCCUUGACCACAGCAUCUUUGCUGAAGAUGCCGAGCUUCUCAACAUGGACAAGGAGGACGCGUUAAUCAUCUUUGAGGACCACAUUCGAACGCUGGAGCAGGAAGAGGAAGAAGACAAAGAGCGUGCAAGAAGACGGCUCAAGCGUCAGCAGCGCAAGAACCGUGAGGCCUUUUUGGCACUGCUGAACGAGCUGCACGAGAAGGGAAAGCUAACAUCCAUGUCUCUAUGGGUAGAGCUCUAUCCAGUCAUUCGCGCUGAUGUUCGAUUUACCAAUAUGCUCGGCCAGCCAGGAUCUACACCACUGGAUCUGUUCAAGUUUUUUGUGGAAGACCUUAAGGACAGAUUCCACGGUGAAAAGAAAAUCAUCAAGGAGAUUUUGCGAGAGAAGAACUUUAUGGUAGAAGUGAACACAGUGUACGAUGACUUUGUCACUGUGAUCAGUGAAGAUAAACGGUCAGCCACCUUGGAUGCUGGCAACGUGAAGCUCACCUUUAAUAGCCUUUUGGAGAAGGCAGCGGCAAGAGAGAAGGAGCGACUCAAGGAGGAAGCCCGCAAGCAACGCAAGCUGGAGAAUGCAUUCCGGGCCAUGUUGAAAGGCGCCAUGCCAUCAAUUGACAGUGGCUCCUCCUGGGACCAGGUACGAAAGCAGUUUGAAAAGGAGCCUGCCUUUAUCAACCUGAGCUUAGAAUCGGAGCGGAUGCGGAUCUUCAAGGAAUACCAGCUCACACUGGAGGAAGCAUGCAGUCACCGCCAUAGUCGGUCGAAAAAGCACAGCAAGAAGAUGAAAAAGAACAAGAAACGUUCCAGAUCCCGUUCGGAAAGUGACUCAGACAGCUCCUCUAGAUACAGAAGCAGUCGAAAAAAGAAGCGAUCUCGUUCAGAGUCAGAUGAAUCUGAGUCAGACAGUGACUAUUCAGCAAGACGAAGGAAGCGAGAUCGAAAGAAGAAAAGGCAAAGCAGCGCCUCAUCAGAUUCAGAAUCGGAGCGCCGCGAAAAGAAAAAAUCACGGAGAUCACCGCAGCCGCCCCCGCCAGCCCCUGCUCAGCCUACAGCAGCUGCACCAGCCGCAGCAACAGCGAGUGGCCGUUCUCGGCGAAGUGGGAGUGCACGUGAGGAAGGCGAAUUGGACCAAAAAUGGACCUCGGACAGUGAUGUCAGCGAAGAGGAACUGGAAAAGCGGCGCAGGCAGUUACUCAAGCAGCUGGCGCAGCAUAACUAACAUCCUUCACAAAAUAAAAACAACCUUGAAGCUACAAGAGCCA
This is a messenger RNA of Rhipicephalus microplus (southern cattle tick), 2781 nucleotides long. It is a transcript of the gene Prp40, whose product is annotated as pre-mRNA processing factor 40. Gene Ontology annotation, cellular component: U2-type prespliceosome; U1 snRNP. The record is from RefSeq and is a predicted model, not a curated record. Gene Ontology annotation, molecular function: RNA binding; protein binding. Lineage: Eukaryota; Metazoa; Arthropoda; Arachnida; Ixodida; Ixodidae. Gene Ontology annotation, biological process: mRNA cis splicing, via spliceosome.